Pseudo-nitzschia multistriata is the source of this 1818-nucleotide messenger RNA. Lineage: Eukaryota; Bacillariophyta; Bacillariophyceae; Bacillariales; Bacillariaceae. The record is from the annotation of a GenBank genome assembly.
GUGGAGGAGGAUAGAUACUGUCUUUCUGGUGGGAAUCCAAAAAGUCCGAAUCGAAACUGAAUUGUUUUSGAUUUUUGUUAUCUUCAGGAUGAUGAUUGAAACGACAAGGUACGUACGUGCUCGUAGUCGUACGUAACUGGUACCCGUACGUAGCAUGCGCUUUGCACACUUCAGUUCGUGCGCUUCGAAAUUUCCUGGACUCACACCGAACUGUAUUUAUUACCACGACAACAUUCUUUCUUCAUGGUUCAGUAGUUUUGGACUGGACAGUCUCAUCGAAGCUCAUCAGUAAUUAGAAUGAAACGUCCGCGUAUUUUAUGUUUCUAUCUUCUUUCAUCUUCAAUCACAGCGUUACACUUUCGUGACAAAUAAUGAAUGCAUUACCACACAAUUGGCGCACUUAAUACUCCCUAGCAGCGAAAGAGAUCGGAUCUUUAUUUUUUUUCCUUACGCGCAAAUUUCCGAGAAAAGUUCACUUUGGAACUGACUCCGCUAGAAAUCAAAUCCUCUUUGCGCGGUAUUUCAUGUGACUGUUUGACCUCCCCGGGCGGUUCUCAAUAUGUUUCGAACUACACGGCUACAAGCGCCAAUCAUCUCUAUUCUAUCUCCAUCUUUUUCUGCAUCCAAGAAGGCGGCGUCUCUGCUCUCUGCUGUAGGAAAUAUGGAUUACUUUUCUGCGGUUCCCGACGAUGGCGGUUUUGCAGAAAACUCACCGAGAAACACUUUCAAGUCCGCAAUAUCCGGAUUUCCCUGCUCAUGGGCAUCAGUAGGUGCCAGAUGUCCAGUUUCUGGAACUAUUGUUCACUUUUGUUCUCCUGGGAACCUAGAUGCACCAAAAAAGACCGGAGAAAAACCAUUCGCGUUACUUGGAAUUACAGACAGUGGGCAAUUGAAAGGUGAUUCCGUUGUUGAUGACUUUACGGAAUUCCUCGCGUCUAGACUCAGCGAAGAGACUGCCUUAAAUCGUACAAUUCUAAACUUCAAAGCUUCGAUCAAGGGGAGYUUGACCGCUAAGGAUUUACUGAGAAGCAUAUCGCACGACGGUUUGCCUCUUUUGUCGAUACCCAGACAACCGAAGAACCCCGGGGAUUCCGCAUCACCAAAAAGCGAGUCGAACAGAGCACAUGAUGAUGUUUCAUCGAUCUUUCUGAAGGAGAUCGUCGUCCCACAUUUCGACUAUGCGGUAUAUAGAGAUGGGUCCACAUUGAUAUCAGAGCUCGCUCAUGCGCCAACAAAGAUGCCAGCAGUUGGAGUUUAUGAAUGGCCCAACAGUAAAACGUGCAUUCGACCACUUCCUACGGCACCUGAAGAUGAAAGACUUCCUUCUCCGUCACUCAUUUUCCACUGCGAAUCACCUGAAGAUUCAACUAGGAUAAGAACUUUUGGGUUUCUAGAAGCUAAAAUUGGAUACGGUGGUUUGRGUCCUAGCCACGGUCAGGUUAUGUUGUUGCACAAGGAUCUUCUAGGCCUCGACGUAAGGUACUGUCCUCGAACAGCAGUUUCGAGUGCAUUUGCAGAAGCGCAAGAUUCUUUGCUUGCGGGAUCACUUGAAGAACUUCAAUCAACAAAUGUUCUUGUUUCUCGACGUGAAGAGGUGAAAAGUGAUGCACGUGUUGGUAAUGGCGAUUGCUGGAUUGAAGUACGGGCGAAUCUCAAACGGCCCUCUAAGCUCUUUCAGAGGUCCAAGARUUCCCAACGAAAGCAAAAAAUUGCUAAAAUACCAGACCUACCGUACGACUGAAUAAUUUUAAAAACGAAAUUGUAUAUAUCACAACACGGGAAUUGUAGCGACAAAAAAAAUGAAUUCAAAUUGAAACU